Messenger RNA from Austrofundulus limnaeus, 4237 nucleotides. RefSeq names its product RNA binding protein fox-1 homolog 2. Gene Ontology annotation, cellular component: cytoplasm; nucleus. The record is from RefSeq and is a predicted model, not a curated record. Gene Ontology annotation, molecular function: mRNA binding. Lineage: Eukaryota; Metazoa; Chordata; Actinopteri; Cyprinodontiformes; Rivulidae. Gene Ontology annotation, biological process: nervous system development; regulation of alternative mRNA splicing, via spliceosome.
CGCCGGAGCGCACGCGACCACGGCCGCGGGGCCAGCGGCUGUCCGGGGGAUGAAGCGCGGAGACCCGGAGCCUGACGCUCAGACCGCCGCUGCCCUGGCUGACCUGGCCGGUGCGGAAUGCAAAAGACCAAGAAUAGACGGGACCGGGAGCGUGGUUGGUGACAUCGGACAGAACAAUGAGCCUUUGAACCCUGGUUUCCAUGGAUACCCACCUCACAGUCAGGGCUCUCAGGAUUCUACCGGAGGACAGGGGGGUUUGGUCGCCCCUCCUUUUACAACCUUCCCUCCGCCGCCGCCUCCUCAAAACGGGCUUCCGGGAACAGAGUUUGGCCCGGGGGCCAUGUUUGGCGCAGCGGGCCAAGGUACAGCAGAGGUAGGGGUCGGUACAAACGGAGCCACCACCACAACCAGCAACAACAUAAAGGCAGAAGAGACAUCUCAGGGUGAGGCGGGGGCUCAGUGUGUUGCAGGAGGGGCAGGAGCGGGAGUCUCUGCAGGAGACUCCACAGAAGCCAAAGGGACUCCCAAACGCCUCCACGUCUCCAACAUCCCAUUCCGCUUUCGGGAUCCAGACCUCAGGCAGAUGUUCGGGCAAUUUGGGAAGAUUCUGGAUGUGGAGAUUAUUUUCAAUGAGAGAGGUUCAAAGGGUUUUGGCUUUGUGACAUUUGAAAACAGCGCAGACGCAGAGAAAGCCAGGGAAAAGCUCCACGGCACACUGGUGGAAGGUCGGAAGAUUGAGGUGAAUAAUGCCACCGCCAGGGUGAUGACUAACAAGAAAAUGGUCAGCCCCUACCCUAACGGAGAGGCUCUCAGCACGCUUCCCUAUGCAGGGUGGAAACUGAGUCCCAUGGUGGGGGCUGUGUAUGGACCAGAGCUCUAUGCAGUCCCAGGGUUUCCCUACCCUACAGCAGCUGCCGCUGCCGCCACGACAGCAGCCGCCGCAGCGUUUCGCGGUGCCCACCUGAGGGGCCGAGGUCGGCCUGUUUACAGCGCCAUGAGGGCUGCUGUGCCUCAGCCUGCCAUCCCUGCCUACCCCGGCGUGGUGUAUCAGGAUGGGUUUUAUGGAGCUGCAGAGUUAUAUGGAGGCUACCCUGCUGCAGCCGCCGCUGCUGCUGCCUAUCGCUACGCCCAGCCGGCAGCCGUAACCGGAGCAACCGCCGCAGCAGCCGCCUACAGUGACAGUUAUGGUCGAGUGUACACUACAGACCCGUACCAUGCUUUAGCUCCAGCUGCUGCUGCUUACGGAGUCGGAGCCAUGGCCAGUUUAUAUCGAGCAGGAUACAGUCGGUUUGCUCCGUACUAAAACCACAAACCACACCCGAGGAAUUUCUCUUUGCUCCAAAACCCCUUCUUCUCCAGCUCAGUAUUUGGCAGGAGCUCCCCUCCAUUUUUCUGCAGGCAGACUCUAGUGAAAACUCAUGUGGUUUUGUUUAGUUACUUUUUUUUUUUUCCCCUUUGUGGCGAGAAGGACCAUCGCCACAUCAUCAAGCCCAACUCCGUCUGUACUCUUCUGACAUGGAUUCAAAGAAGAAAGGAAACUGCCAGGAGAGUCUCUGACAUUAAAACUCUGAAGUCUGCUGCUUUGAACUGUGGAGCAGGAUUUAAAAAAAAAAACAACUUUGGGAGCCAGGAGGAGAGGGACUGAUCUUCCUGUGUGAUCCAGCACACUACAAACCAUUUUUCUCUAAGAGUCACAUAACUCAGUAUAUGAACUUCCUGUAAUCUGACCUGUACAGAACCUGUUUCAUUCAGCACCAAGUAUACGGUUUCCUCUCUCAUUUCCUCCAACUGAACAAAACGAUAGAACUGCUAGAGCACUAAUGUAAAAAGGUACUUCUGUUUUUAAACACUACAUCAACCAACUACAUUAUGUUCAUGUUAACACUAUUGAAAAAAACCACAACUAUUGAAUUGUUUAGUACAGAAGAAAUAGGAAUUAUUAUUGUUGUUGUUUUUUUCUGAAAGCUUGAAUCUGGAACAAUCAGUUUAAAGGARCAUCUCGCUGACAGAAAUCAUGUCUGCUAACAAGUCUGAUCAUUUUACUUCCUUUGCUCAUUUUCAUCUUGUAAGAAGCCAGAAAACUAACAAAAAAAAUUGAAAAUGACAAAGAAAGAAAACAAAAGACUUUAUUUUCUUCAUUACCUCAAUUUGUUUUGCUGCCAUGAAAUGUCACACUAAAAGAAACAAAUGCUGCAUCKAAACUUUUUUUUCUACAACAAAUCCAAGAUUUUGUUCAUUCGUGCUGCAGAUUAAUURUCUGAGCAGCUGCAGUAACUUUCAAUAAUUCAGUGCACGCCCCCUUCAGAGACUCGUCCUCAGUGCUGCUGCUUCCUUUGUUUUUGUUUUUGGCUUCUUCCAAAAAGGACUUUCUUGUCUCCCAAACCAUCAAGACAUUCCAGUAGUCACGCAGAGAUCCAGCAGAUCGGAUGGGCAGAACGGUGGGGAUGCACAUGAAGAAGGAUUAAGGGAAACAGGAGCACCUGCGUGGAAACAAUCCUGCUCAGCUCCAGGCAGAACUGAGAGGGGGGGUGCAGUGACUCGAUGAAGAACGGGAAAAUAAAGAGACCGAGAGACUUCACUUCAUUAUGAGUUUUCUACUGGACUUUACAAGUUCUCUGCAGCAUUUAUGUAGUUUAAAUCUCGUCAUGCUCCUGAGGAUUACUCUGAAUAGUUUUAAAGUUUUACUCUUGGUGAAUCUGAAGACAUGUAAAAAAAAAAAAAAAAAGUCCAGGAACCAGUUUUCCCACUACAUCAGACCUGUUUAUUUUACUCGCUAAGUUUUUUUUUAUUUGUUUGUUUCAAGUACCCUGAUGCAUUUCUUAUGUUUGCCUUUUUGUUUAGGCUGUAUUUCAAUAUGUUGCUGUGUUGUUGUUGUUUUUUUUACAGUGCAGUGUUGUAGCGGCACCUUGGGACGUGUCAUUGAAGCAGCAACUGCAGAAAAGGUCGCAGCCAAUUGGGAAUGUCUGACCCGCAAACAUAAAGUUAAACUUAAUUUGCUUCGCGCUCUGAACUUACUGCCCCCCACCCCACACACACACACACACACACACACGUAAACACGAUGUAGAUGAGACUCGCUGGAGACAAAGGAAAUCAGAGCAGGAAGACAGGUGGAAACAAGACGACACUUAGUGUGGCUUUUCGCAGCGGGGACAAAUUACAGAAAGGAUGUCCACUUUGUGUCAAAAAGGGGCUCAGCAGUGGCCGCCUUCUGAACAAUGAAAUAACGUGGGUGGUUGGCAGAGGCUGGUGAAGGUGAGAAGCUGAGCCAUUAAUCAUUAGCUGACAGAAUAACAACGUCCCCCGCUGUCUGUUAGGGGGUACAGCCAGCAUGAGGGGAAGGGGAGGGGGGUGUCUCGUACGACGGUGGAACUGUCGUAGGUCUGAGCUUUUUAUUUUGUUUUAUUUUUUUAUGAUCAUUACCUCUUUUUUAUCUAAAUAUUCCUUACAAGUAUUAUCAGCAGUGUUGCAAUGCAUGUUUUUGCAAAGUGAAGAAGAGUGUCAGUCUUUGUGUGUGUGAGUGUGUGCAUGAAUUCARAUCUCAGUGCUGGAGGGUGUGCGUGGAGGGUUUAGAAGGAAGGGAAAUUUGGUCGUGCGACGUGUGGCGAUGGGAGUGAAAAGGAAAGGUUAGCAAAGGUCCAAUGUGAGGAGAAGUCCGUCCUCUGCAGUAAUCUGUUAUCUCUGCUCUGUGCCUCUGGUCGUCACGCUGAUCACCAGUCACAAGAGAUAUUUAAAGUUUGUGCUCAUCCGCACACCCGUGRUUUACCUUCCAAUGAAAAGAACUCCGUGAUCAUGUCGACGAGACGCUCGUGUAGCAAAGGCUUGUUUUACCAUGGUUGAUUUAGCAGUGGCGUUUUGGCRUUUGCAUGUUUUCAUCUCUGCUCAUUUGGAGUGAAACGUAUUCGAGGGGCUGCAGAUCAGUCGCAAAGGUGUGUCUGGCUGAAGGACGCCAAGACAAGUGUUGGUUCACAGCUCUGACUCGAUCGUGUGCUCAGUCAGCCCUGUAGGAGGUUUUGUACAGCAAUUAAWAAAUGGGUUUGAAUUGCAUGUGAAGGUUUUUCUUUCUGUCACAUGCUCCUAAAAACUCAUUUAACCAAAUGAUUUUUUUUGCCUUUUUUAAACAAGUGACAGUAAAGUGUGUUUUCUCACGUUUUAUUUUGCCAUCCUUGUGUCUGCCUUCUGUUUAUUCUCUUCAUUAUUAUUGAAUGUAUAUAAUAAAUAAACUGUUUGGUUUUUA